AAACAGUGAAAUUUCAACGCAAGCACAAAAAUAAUAAGUGUCCUAUAUAAGUAAUGGAAGCCGUGGAGUCCAUCGAGGACGAGCUGAAAAAAGUUCCCAAUGGCGAUCCGUCAACGUAUUGUCGCUUGUGCCUGUCGGAUAUAGACGUGGAAGCUCUUUUCCCAGACGGACAAGGAGCGCGUCAAGAUCUUAUCGAUAGAAUACACGAAUGUACUACUAUUCAGAUAACAGUGGACGAAGAUUAUGCUUCGUCAAUAUGUUGGAUGUGUUCGAUAACACUGGAAGAAUUUCAAGGGUUUCGCACUCGAUGCCAACGAUAUGACGUUCUUAUUCACCGGAAACGUGAAGAAAAACAACUCGGUAUUAAACCGACGGCGGUGGCCGCUAUUGCCGACUACCAUGUAAGCAUGGAAGAUGAUAACAGCUUCGAUGACUACGAUGGCGAACUAGAUCAGGAUGGCGAUCCAGAAGGUCCUGGAUUACUUCAAAUCGCUAGCAUUCAGAAAAAUUACGAUACAGAGUCUAACGAAAGCCUUUUAGAACCGACAGCAUUUGAGCCAUAUGAGAAUGAUUUAAAACCAGAUGCAGAAACGUUAGCUGCAUACGCUGAGCACUUCAAAGCAAGCGAUGCUGAUCGCGAUACGCAAGAUUCAACACCAGAUGAUGAGUUGCGACGCUUUAAGUGCAAUUUAUGUACCAGAAGUUUCAAAAACCGUGCGAAUCUAUGGGAACAUACUCGUCUGCAUUCUGGUAAGCUUCCUUUUGCCUGCAAUGAUUGCGGAACUACCUUCAGUCGGGUUAAAUCUCUGAUGGCACAUCAAGAAAAGUACCAUUCGAAAAAUUCAACCGAGGAUCCUCCGCUGAGUUUAAAAUGCAAGUUUUGUCCACGUGUGUUUCCACGUAAAGGCGACCGGACACAACAUAUGAAGAUGGGACACCCUGAUCUGUACAACCCAAAUGAUAAAUUGGAAACGCCAAGCCCAGCAAUCUCUAAAGAAAGGUCUACAUCAGCCACAGUAUCAACACCGGACUCACACAUUGUUUCUCCUGUAGCAAAAAAGAAACCUUGUAAUACUCCAACGCCUAGUCCGGUAACGGAUUCGGCGGCUGCUCGUUUCUGCUGUAAUAUGUGCACUAAGAACUUUCAAUGCGUACAACAAUUAGAAGAUCAUAUAGGAUUGAUGCAUCCCAAGGACGGUAUUCUAAAGUGUUCUUUAUGUCCCAAAAUAUUCAAAUCAAAACAAACUCUUCGUAUGCAUAUUCUCAAUCACCAGGGCAAGCUGCCUUACAAGUGUGACGAGUGCGGAUCGCGCUUCGAUCGACGCUUUUACCUGCAGAAACAUCGGGACAAGUAUCAUGGCGAUAAUAGUAAGGCUCUUCAUUGUCGCUAUCGUUGCAAAUUCUGCCCGCGAAUUUUCCAUCGUAAAAUUGACCGAAAGACUCACAUACGUAUGGUACACUCCAAGGAGAUUAAGGUUAAAAAAGAAAAAAUCGAUCAAACUUUAUCAGCUAUUGAGUACUCCGCAAGGGAUGACAGUGACGAUCAAGUGCUUCAUCCUUUGACGCCAGUUGUAGCCAGUUCUCCGAGUGUGGGCUUUAGCUGCAAACAUUGUGGCGAGCAAUUUCCGACACCUGCUAUGCUUAAAGAGCACUCUGACGAUCAACAUUCGAAAAAGGGCGAACAACAGGACAUCAAGCCAGUGCUGCUCACUUUACCACCGACUUUAGCUACAAGAAUGGAAAAGAAAGUCGUUCCGGCCAGAUCAAUUUCGAAUGUCAGGCGUCCGUACAAAUGUCCGUAUUGUCCAAAGACAUUUACCCAGAAAUACGUCAUGAAGGAGCACACGUUCAUUCAUACUGGAUCGCUACGAUAUCGGUGCGAUGAAUGCAUGGCCAUGUUUAAUCGACCGCACUAUUUAAGAGCUCACAAAAUGAAAUAUCACGGUCAAAACAGCAAAUUCAAGCCGCUUAAGUGCCGUUUUUGUACGCGCAGUUUCGUGCGAAAGCAAGAUAUAAAAAUCCACGAACGCAUCGCUCAUGGUAUUACUGCAUUGAAUACAGUGGUGCGACCUGCGCCAGAAAUUGAAUGCAACGGAUUAGAAAGUGUUGACCAGAACCUGGGAGAAGCCGAUGAUGAAGUAGAUAUUGAUGAUGACGAUGAUGAUUUGGGUGAAGAAGUCAUCCAAUUCGACGACGAUUUCAACAAACACUUUGACGAUAAAAGUGAUAUCGAGGAUAUCAAUGAAAUACAAGGUGAACCGGAAAUUCGUGAUGUUGUGGUCACUCUGGAACGUAUUCCCGAAGAUGUCCUGCAAUCGCUAGACAAUUCUUAUGAAAACGAAUCUUCCAAUGAACCGGAAUGUACUGCCAGUGCUUCGUCGACGCCACGUUUGGGAGUUGGAAUUACGUUGCAUCGGUGCCCGAAAUGUCUAAAAGUUUUUAAAACGCGGAAAUCACUGAAACAUCACAUGAUAUAUCACCAAAAUCAAUUGCCCUUUUCUUGUGAUGAGUGUGGUGUUCAGUUUGCUCGCAAUCGUCCAUUACAAAUACACAAACAGCGCUACCACUCCGAAGAUGCUCCUUACACCGGGAAACGGUUCAGCUGCGACUACUGCCCGAGAAUUUUCUUGCGAGAACGAGAUAAACUUUUCCAUCACAAAACCGUUCAUAGUUUUGAGCGGAACUAUAGUCAGCGAGAAGAAAAUACACCUGAAUUGAAAAAAUCUAAAAUUAAAAAGCGAAAAGACUACAUCUGUAUACUCUGUUGUGAGCGCUUUGAGACAGAGAAGUCUUGUCAGCGACAUAUCAGUGAGUUUCAUCCGACAGAAGCUCUUCUCAAAAAUCCAGUACAAUCACCAACAUGCAGCGAUAUUACCACACCGAAACAAGAUCCCAUAAGUGACAGCAAACCAUUCAUUCCAUCUUCUCCAUCGCAGUCCUUUCCAAUCUCAAAAAUAGUUCCUGCAACUUCGUGUAUUAAACCGUACAAACUAUGCCGCUGCACGACUUGUAUGUCGAUUUUCAAAAAUCGUGAAAACUGGUCGGCACACAUACAUUCACACUCUAACGUACGUCCGCAUCAUUGCGAACCGUGUUUAAUUAAACGCAAGAGCCGCUCAAACCGAAAAGUUACUUCGGUUGGAUUUAAAUGUCAGCACUGUCCAAAGGUGUUUACCAAGGCAAGUUCGCUGAUAACGCAUCAACGUUUGCACACUUCCGAAUUGCGCUUCCCCUGCGACGAGUGCGGAAUGAUGUACGAUCGCUACCGGUUGUUACAAACGCACAAAGAACGUUAUCAUUCAGAGGAUUCGAUGCAGUAUCCUGCACUGGUUACCUUCAGCUGCAGCUUUUGUCCGAGAACAUUCAUGCGACUACGCGAUCGUAAUUUCCACCAGGAGUCGGUACACGCAACCUAGGAUCGCAUUAAUCGUAACGUUUAUCUAUACAUCAUUGAAUGAAAUUGUUUGAACAGCCAUGUGGAGUUAUUCUCGACUGCGGCGUUUAAUCUUUCUAGUAUUAUUACAUGACGCAUCAUAUAGCGGCAUACAUCAACAUUUUUUUAUUGAGUUUUUUUCAUACAAAAUUAUUUUAUUUUUUUGUGAUAAGAAUUUUAUUACAGAAACUUAUGAAAAAUUUAGAUUCAACACAUAUAAUUCGUUAGCUUUUAAUUCUAUGU
Sabethes cyaneus is the source of this 3676-nucleotide messenger RNA. RefSeq names its product zinc finger protein 845-like. Gene Ontology annotation, molecular function: zinc ion binding; chromatin insulator sequence binding. The record is from RefSeq and is a predicted model, not a curated record. NCBI's taxonomy places the organism in Eukaryota, Metazoa, Arthropoda, Insecta, Diptera, Culicidae. Gene Ontology annotation, biological process: regulation of transcription by RNA polymerase II. Gene Ontology annotation, cellular component: chromosome; nucleus. The coding region runs from base 54 to 3416 and encodes 1120 amino acids. The transcript has 3 exons.